AAUUUGAGCGUUAAGAAUUUAGAAAUUUGAAAUACUAAACAUAAUAAAAUUUAAAUAUUUGGAAAGGCAAGUUCGCAUUCAUGCUGCGCAGGCAAAUACUAGAUGCAACAAAAAGCGACAUCUUUGAUGUUCCGCAAAACUUAUUCCUUUAAAUCGAUUUUACCGGCGAGCGGGGAAAUUUAUAUUGAGUGAAUUUAAUUUUUUAUCUCAAUAUUCCUUCACUUUUCCUUGUCGCAUACAUGUUCAUAAAAAGGGAGGCUGUAAACAAAAAGACAACUACUUUUUGAUGCAAAUUUGCAUGGAUUGAUUCUAAGUUUUAAAAAUGCGUCUUCAUCACGGUUGUUUUUACGAGAGUAACCUCAAAUAUUAACUAUAAAAAUAUUGUUAGUUCAUUUUACGAUUUGCUUAAAAAUAAUGUUGAAAUCAAUAUGUAAUUCAAUUUAUAGAAUUAAUUUAAGAAAAGAUCUUUGGAUUCAACAAUUAGGAUUAUGUUCAAUGGUUGCAGAAGUUAAUACUAAAAAUAAUAGUGAAGAUGCAGACAAAAUUUCAAAGAAAGAAGGUGUAAUUUUAAAAGUAGUAAAUAAAAGUAAUUUGACAAAAUUAAAGAAACACAUAGAGCUUGCUCGUGCUGAAGCAAUAAUAUCAUGUCGUGACACAGGCGGACCAUAUAAAUCAUUAAAUGAUUUAAUGUCGCGAAAUAAAUUAAAAUCUGAUGUAUUGGAUAAAUUGUACAAUUCAAUUAGUUAUCAACGUUACUCAGAAAUAAUAUCAUACAAAUCUGCAAUAAUCCCUGAAUUAAGAAUGGAACAGAUACCUGAAACAACAUUAGGUAUACAUGUAGGAACAUCUCUGGUAACCUGGGCUUCAGUAACUAAUAAUUUUGAAGUGUUAGAGUGGGACAGUAUGGCAUGGUAUUCUGAAAAUCCUCCAAAAAAUUCUUACGAUUUAAUCACAUUGAUUAGACCUAUUGUUGAAAAAUUACCUAAGUGCCAAUGCUAUGUAACAGAAGAUACAUAUCUUAAAAAUGUAACAUCUACAAGUAUUAUAAGCUGCCAGGCACAAUUAACUGUUGCUAUUAUGGCUUGCCUUAAAGUAAUGGAAAAUCAGAGAACAGAUGAUUCAUUACCACCAGGAAACGAAAUAUACAUGUUAAAACCUCGUACAUCGGCAAAGUUUCACAAACUUAUUGUUGGUUCCGAAAUAAUAUCUCCAAGUUAUUUUAUGAAGAAGAUAAUAAAUAGUAAUACCAAGACAAGUACUAAUGAAUUAGAAGUUGUGCAUAUAAAUGAUAUACUCAAACAUAAUUAUUUACAUGCAAAUGUAUAUCACCAAGAAGAAAUUAGUUGGUGUCUCUUGAAAGCUUUAACGUUUAUGCGAUUAGCGCUACAUCAAUUGUGAUAGCGAACACAGAAUAGAACAAUUAGUAGAAAAUUAACGAACUCUAUUACAUUGUAUGUAUAAUUAUAAGUUCAUACAUAUAUUUAAUAAAAUAUUUUUGUUUCUAAAAGUA
This is a messenger RNA of Megachile rotundata (alfalfa leafcutting bee), 1510 nucleotides long. RefSeq lists its product as uncharacterized. Gene Ontology annotation, biological process: transcription elongation by mitochondrial RNA polymerase; mitochondrial transcription. The record is from RefSeq and is a predicted model, not a curated record. Gene Ontology annotation, molecular function: DNA polymerase processivity factor activity. Lineage: Eukaryota; Metazoa; Arthropoda; Insecta; Hymenoptera; Megachilidae. Gene Ontology annotation, cellular component: mitochondrial nucleoid.